UCUCUUUGGAGGCCCCUUGUUAGUGGUUGCGCUGGUACUCCGGCUGAAGUAUCACAUAUGGCGGCGAUUUGCACCUCCGUGCACUCCUUCUCACCACCGGCAGUUGCACCAACCUCCAGAUUAUCGUCAUCGGCUUCCACAUCUUCUUUAUCGUCAGUUUCGUUGUUUUCGAGACGCCGGAGGGUGAAAACGGCGUCGUAUUCGAUGAUUGUGUGUAUGGCUCCUGAUGAAGAGAAGCUCACUCGCCGUAACCCUCUCGAUUUCCCUGUUGAAUGGGAGAGACCUAAGCCUGGUAGACGGCCCGAUAUAUUUCCUCAAUUCAGCCCAAUGAAAACACCAUUACCACCCCCAUUACCAUACGACCCAUCGCCAGAAGAGGAAGAAGAGGAAGAUGAGGAAAACAAAGAAGAAGAGGAAGAAGAUCCCGAUAAGGAACAACAACCCGAGACCCGCCAUGGUCACUGAGACAUUGACCACGGACCAAUCUCCGAUUUUCCUGACCGAACAGGAGUGCUUGCAAUGAGAUGAAAAGAGUAUUUAGUGUACCAUAGCUGAGUCAGUCGUUGUAGUGUAUUUUUGGAUACCAAAUUUCUUUUUCUUGUUUAUUUGUUAAUGUAAACCGGCCCAUGACUUUGUAGAAUCGACUUUUACAUGGGAAUAAACGGGUCUAUCCUUUCGUUGUUUGAAU
Messenger RNA from Helianthus annuus (common sunflower), 688 nucleotides. RefSeq names its product protein TsetseEP-like. Bases 58 to 465 code for a protein of 135 amino acids. The transcript has 2 exons. The record is from RefSeq and is a predicted model, not a curated record. Lineage: Eukaryota; Viridiplantae; Streptophyta; Magnoliopsida; Asterales; Asteraceae.